AUGGACGGGCAGCAUUCGGAAAAGCCACACAGCCACAGCACGGCUGAUAGGACGUCAUCAACCACGUCCCAGAACUCCAGAUUCUCCUCCCAUGUCUCCAGAUCCACAAAGGACUUAUCUUGCAUGAAGGUACCUCAGGACCCUGCCCACAGGGACAGACAGGCACACCCCACCACCAUCCUGCUCUGCAAGUCACAGAGCAGCCAGGCUGCUCUUGUGCCCAAGGAGCACAAGAUGUUCAUGGAGGAAGCCUAUAAUGCAGCUAUUUGCUUCAAGAUGCUCCAAGACCUGAAUAGUUCAGACCCCCUCCACCUGAAGUACAUCAUCAAGAAGAUCAAGAACAUGGCUUAUGGGGCCCCCAACCUGGUGCUGGAAACCAUCCAUGACUACUUUGUAGACAACCCUGAGAUCUCCUCCCGCCACAGGUUCCGGCUGUUCCAUGUCCUGGAGGCCGUCAUUGAAGCCAGCGACUCCCUGGAGGAGGCCUGGGAGAAGUCGUUCAUGCAGCUGGCCCUGGAAAACAUGACCAAGUCCACGGAGAUGGAAGAGGUGUACCAGGACGCGGCCAGCAACGUGCUGCUGGCCAUCUGCAGGCACUCGUGGCAGGUGGUGGCCCAGCACCUGGAGACCGAGGUCCUGACGGGCGUCUUCCCGCACCGCAGCCUCCUCUAUGUGAUGGGCAUCCUGACCUCUAGCGAGGCAAUCUUCAACCAGGGAGAGAAGGCAUGCUGGGAAGAGCAGCUGGCCCAGAUGGCUGUCAAGUCGGUCCAGUUCCUGAACACAGACGUGUGGUCCAAGGAGCUGCUGUUGGCACUCACCAAGCCUGACCAGACACAUCAGGAGCAGCCCCCAGAGAAGGCUUUUCUGUUCAUCUACUAUGGGCUGAUCCUUCAAGCUGAGGACAACAGCACCACCGUCAGGACACACGUGAGAACCCUCUCGGACACGUCCCACCAGUGGCCCAAGCAGAGGGAGGGUAUCGCUCUCACCAUAGGGCUGGCCGCAGUGCGCCACCUGGACCACGUCUGGGCUGUCCUGGAGCAGUUUGGCCGGAGCAUGCCCAUUAGAUGGAGCCUCCACAGCUUUUGCCUGAAGAAUUCAGAGGACCUGCAAUGGAAGUGGGCCAGCAGCACCAUCCUCCUCGCCUACGGUCAGAUGGCGGUCAGGGCCAAGGCGCACAUCCUCCCAUGGGUGGACAACAUCUUGUCUCGGAUGGUCUUCUAUUUCCACUAUAGCUCCUGGGACAAGACCCUGAAGCAGAGCUUCCUCACCGCUGUCCUCAUGCUGGUGGAGGCCAUCAGCCACAAUGAGGGGGCCCACAGCUACGAGUUCUCCCAGAUCUCUGAGCUCCUCGAGUGUCUGAUGGUGUUGGUGGAGAAGGAACCCCAGGACACGCUGUGCACGUCAACUCGCCAGCAGACCAUUCACAUCGUGUCCGGCCUCUGUAAGCUGCGGCCGCCCCUGGACUUGGAGAGGAAGUCACGGAUUCUGUCCGUCUGCCUCCACAGCGUGUUGGCCCUGCCACAUCUAGACGUCCUGGAGAAACACACCUGUCUCUUUCUAGAACCGCCCAACGUACAGGAGUCCAGAGCACCCCCAUUACCAGAUGACAACAUCAUGGCUGGCUCACCUAGGGAGCUUAGCCUGGUGCCAGACACCAAGCUGGGGCUCCUGUUCAUUCCCGUUCAGUGUGCACCCCGGCAGACCCUCUACAACAAGACCUCGGAGGCCCUGGACCAGAUGCUGCAGAGCUUCAUCAUACAGAACCCCACGGCCGACGAGCUGCACUUCUUGCUGUCGCACCUGUACCUCUGGCUGGCGUCAGAGAAGGCACACGAGCGGCAGCGGGCUGUGCACAGCUGCAUGGCCCUUCUCAGAUUCCUGAGCCACAACCCCUACCUGGAUCCAAAAGAGGACUUCAGGCGGAUUGGGCAGCUGGUGGGCAUGCUUGGGAUUUUGUGCCAGGACCCGGACAGGGCCACCCAGCACUCCAGCCUGGAAGGGGUAGGCCACCUCUACCAGCUCCUGAUACGCCAGAGAGCGAGGGAAACUCCAAAGGUGGAGGUGCAGGCCCCCGAGCAGCUUUCCCAGGCCAACGUGGAUGGGGCUCCCGUCUGGAGCAGUGGAGACCAGAAGACAGCUCCCACCACCUCUCAGGAGAUGGCAUUCCCGAAGGAUGGCAUCCUCCAGCUUGGCAGCUCCCAAGUCAUCAAGGAGGUCAUGAAGCAUCUCACGAUGGUAGAGCUGACCGACCUCAUCUGGACAGCCAUUGACGGCCUGGGCUCCACCAGCCCCUUCCGCGUUCAGGCAGCCGCCGACAUGCUGCUCACCACCAUCAAGGAGCAUGGGUCCAGCCUGGAGACCGUUGCCAACCUGGGCCGGGCCAUCCACUUGCAGCUCUGCUCUGUCCGCAUCCCCCAAGCCAAAGAAAAUGCCCUGCACGCCAUCACCCUGCUAGCCCGGAACCACACACAGGAGUUGGUGGCCACCUUCCUGGACUUCUCCAUACCCCUGGACAGCCACGCCUUCCGCUUGUGGAGGGCCCUGGGGGCCGAGCAGCCCGUGAGCCGCCUGGUACUGGCCAUGCUGCUGGCCUGGCUGUGGGAGCGGCCACUGCCCGCCGGGGCCAGAGACGGCAGCCCCCAGCCCAAGGACAAGCCCCGCCUGCACUCGCUCGCUGCCAUGAACACCCUGCAUGAGCUGCAGUUUGCCCGCGAGUUCAAGAAGGCGGUGCAAGAGGCCUACCCCAAGAUGCUCCUGGCCCUCCUCACCCAGACGCACUACAUCUUGGAGCUGAACCUGCCGGAGGAGCCCCAGCCCGGCCAGAAGGCCCCCGAGGCGGCCACGUCCAGUCCGCAGAGCUGUCCCACGUCCCUGGAAGCGCUGAAAGGUCUGCUGUCCACCACGGGGCACUGGCAGGACUUUGCACACCUGGAGCUGCAGGGCGCCUGGAAGCUCUUCACCACCAUCCACACCUACCCGCAGGGCGUGGGUCUCCUGGCCAGGGCCAUGGUGCAGAACCACUGCAAGCAGAUCAAGGCAGUGACCAGCCUGCUGCUGGCCAGCCUGCAGAGCAAGGAGGAGCGGGAGAGGAAGGCGGCCAUCCUCAUCCUCACUGAGUUCCUCUACAGCCCUGCCCUGCUGGAGGUGCUCCCCAGACAGGCUGCCCUGACUGCGCUGGCCCGAAGCCUCAGGGACCCCAGCCCCGAGGUCCGUGUGUUGAGCCUGCAGGGCCUAGGAAACAUCCUUUUCCACCCAGAGAAGGUAAGCCUGCUCCGUGGACAGCUGCCGCCCUUCCUCGACGGCUUCUUCCAGAACAGCGAGCAGGUGGUCGUGCAGGUCAUGGGCACCGUGUCGGACAUGCUGCACCGCCUGGGGGCACACGGCGCGGGCGCCCAAAGCCUCGGGGUCGCCAUCAACGCCCGCUUCUUUUUUGACGACGAGCGGGAUGGGAUCCGAGCGGCAGCCAUGGCAUUGUUCGGGGACCUGGUGGCAGCCGUGGCGGGCAGGGAGCUAAGCGGCCUGCGGACCCAGGUACACCAGAGCAUGGUGCCCCUGCUCCUGCACCUGAAGGACCGCUGUCCGGCCGUCGUCACGCAGGCCAAGUUUGCCCUGUACCGCUGCGCGGUGCUGCUCCGGUGGCCCCUUCGGCACACCCUGUUCUGCACGCUGGCCUGGGAGAGGGGCCUCAGCGCCCGCCACUUCCUCUGGACCUGCCUGAUGACGCACAGCCAGGAGGAGUUCGGCAUCCACUUGGCGCAGGCCCUCCGCUCCCUGCGCAGCCGCCACCAGCACGUCAAGACCUGGGCGGCGCUCUUCAUAGGUCACACCCUCUGCUACCAGCCCCAGGCCGUGUGCCAGAUGGUGAACAGUGUAGACACAAACCUGCUGUUCUCCACUUUUGAAGAUCUCAAAAAAGACCCAGAGCCCGGCAUCCGGGAAUUUGCCACCAGACAGUUCUCCUUCCUUCAGAAGGUGGCAGCCAGACCGCAGUGACCUCCAGCCAUCCUCCCUCACCCUCCUCUUCCUCUCCUGUGCCC
Messenger RNA from Neomonachus schauinslandi (Hawaiian monk seal), 4040 nucleotides. RefSeq names its product maestro heat-like repeat family member 5. Gene Ontology annotation, cellular component: cytoplasm. Bases 1 to 3996 code for a protein of 1331 amino acids. The transcript has 32 exons. The record is from RefSeq and is a predicted model, not a curated record. NCBI's taxonomy places the organism in Eukaryota, Metazoa, Chordata, Mammalia, Carnivora, Phocidae.